AAGCGCUGCCUUUGAUAGGCUUGCCUGGCUCUCCCUUGUCACGUGACGUUCCCCCGUCACAUGACUUUGCAGAGCUAUCGGCAUUGGGAAGGAGGGCCCUGCCGCGACGGCACCGCGUUCGGGCAGCUGUAAGGGAAGUACAAUGUCUGGGUUCGACAACUUGAAUACAGACUUCUACCAAACAAGUUACAGCAUUGAUGAUCAAGCACAGUCGUAUGACUAUGGAGGAGGAACUUAUAGCAAACAGUAUGGUGGCUAUGACUAUUCUCAGUCAAGUGGAUAUGUCCCUCCAGAGAUGAUGCAGCAACAACAGCCUUACACUGGUCAGAUAUUUCAGCCAUCACCAACUUACACUCCAUCCUCACCACAGUCUUUCUAUGGAAGCAAUUUUGAAGAUGAGCCACCAUUACUAGAAGAGCUAGGUAUCAAUUUUGACCAUAUCUGGCAGAAGACUCUCACAGUACUGCACCCUUUAAAAAUAGCAGAUGGCAGCAUCAUGAAUGAAACAGAUUUGGCCGGACCAAUGGUGUUCUGCUUGGCCUUUGGUGCAACCUUAUUACUGGCGGGCAAAAUUCAGUUUGGCUACGUAUAUGGGAUUAGUGCAAUUGGAUGCUUAGGAAUAUUCUGUCUCCUGAAUUUAAUGAGCAUGACAGGGGUUUCGUUUGGUUGUGUGGCCAGUGUCCUAGGCUACUGCCUCCUUCCUAUGAUCAUACUGUCCAGCUUUGCAGUAAUAUUUUCCUUUCUUCCCUUUACAAAGGGCAUGAUGGGAAUAAUUCUUGCUGCUGGAAUUAUUGGCUGGUGUAGUUUUUCAGCUUCCAAAAUCUUCAUUUCUGCCUUAGCAAUGGAAGGACAGCAACUUUUAGUAGCCUAUCCAUGUGCUUUAUUAUAUGGAGUCUUUGCCCUCAUUUCUGUGUUUUGAGCAUGGUAUCAUUAUUACUGGACUGAAGAGGGCCAAACUGAAAAGUCUCCACUUGGGACCCUUUCAUCGGGACCAGAAAGCAGCUUGUUUGGUUGCUAUCUUGAAAGGUUAUUGCUUGACUUGUCUGAUGGAGCCACCAAAAUGAACAUAUCUUUUGUGUUCCUUUUUUAUAGGAGUCUUGAUUGCAGUUUUGAAUUGAGCUGUAAUGUCUAUAGCUGUAAUACAAGUUCAUGUGUAUACUGUAUAAAAUGUAAAGGUUUUUUUCCCAUUUUUCAAGUCUGGCAAAAUGUUGUUAUGAAAACUUUUAUAGUUAAGUUUUUAUAGAUAGGGAGAAAUGAAAUGCUAAACUUUACUUUUGCUUCACCCAUGUUCCCACACAACAAUCCUAAACAAAGGAUAUACAUUCCCUUUUUUCUACAGUUUAGCAGACUGAAAACUUAUCUUAGUAUCACUUCCAUUAUAAAGUAAAGCAGCAUGCCGUAGAUACACCUUUCCAAAGUUUACAGAAUCCAUUUAGAUUCCUCAGUUUACAGUCAAUAGACCAAAGGGCUUUCCAUGCUCAAAGUCUGACUACGUUUAAAUAUUUCAGUUUCUGUUUAUUUUGUAAUUACUUCUAUGAUCUGUAUAAUUCUGAGAAGAUCUUGUUCUGAUAUUAGAAGUCAAUGUUGGCAUUCAGUAGUUCAUCAAAAGCAACUUGUUUGGCAAGGUACAAAUUGGUCAAUACUCUAGUAUUGACAAUGUGCAGACAAUGUACAGAUUAAAUUUCAGAAAUGGUUGAAAAUGCUUGAUUUAUGGUAAUCCAUCUUCUUCCCUGCAUUGUGCCCAACCUUGAAUUGCCAAGAAGGAAAUUUAUUUAAAUGAUAUGGGGCUUGUUCCCAUUGAAGAAGCAUUACAUUUAAAUAAAUAAUGGAGGACUAGAAUUUAAUAGCAUUUGCAAAGUUUCAGAAUCCUGACCAAAAUAAGUAGCAUUUUAAAAACUUUGUUAAUUAGUUUCCAAGUGAAAACCUUGCUUGUCAAAGAAUAAUUAUUUGCUCUCCUUGUUUAUUAAACUAAUAAAACUGAUAGGCAGACCCUAAAGAUCUUCAUUGUAGAGUGAUAUAAAUACUGGCUGUCCCACUUGUGCUGUAUACAUGAACCAAUGUAACUUGUGAACAAAUACUUAGUCAUAAGCAUCUGUUUUUCUCCCCUUGUGCUUCUGUCUGCUUCCCCAUAAAACCUGUUAUCAUGUGCUCAGCAAUUGCUGGCUAAGCUCUUUAAUAAAUGACUUGCAGGAAAUUCA
This is a messenger RNA of Sphaerodactylus townsendi, 2198 nucleotides long. RefSeq names its product Yip1 domain family member 5 (gene YIPF5). The transcript has 6 exons. Gene Ontology annotation, biological process: regulation of ER to Golgi vesicle-mediated transport; vesicle fusion with Golgi apparatus; endoplasmic reticulum to Golgi vesicle-mediated transport. Gene Ontology annotation, cellular component: membrane; trans-Golgi network. Lineage: Eukaryota; Metazoa; Chordata; Lepidosauria; Squamata; Sphaerodactylidae. The coding region runs from base 143 to 919 and encodes 258 amino acids. The record is from RefSeq and is a predicted model, not a curated record.